AUGGCGAUCGUCAAAAGAGAUCCAACCCCCAAGCCUUUCUGGCGCGAUACUAUGGCUCGUAUGAAGCGCUCAAUCGAAGAAAUCGCCAACAAGUCCGAUUCGGACGACGACGACUACAGCGACCACCCCCGCUCAUCUCGCCGCUCCGCCUCGCGUUCUAAAUCGAGGAAGAAAGCCAAGCCAUCGAAGAAGAGGGCUCGUCGCCGUUCCGGCGAUGACAUUAUCUCUGACGAUGAUGAUUUCUUCAGUGAGGAUGAGGAAUUGUCUUACGACGAGUCGGAGGAAGAAGUUGAUGACAACGCUCAGAGGAAUGCGAGAGGCCUAGUAGCGCGAAGGGCAGCCACGAACCGACCACUUUAUAACGAACCCGAUUCAAGCAGCAUCGAGGACGAUGACAAUGAAACAGAAGACACCUCACCAAAGAAACGCAAAACUGCCGUAGUCACGCUGAAAUUGGGUGAUGCUUUGAAGCGACAGCCGCAACUGGACCAAGGGAGCCGACGAGUCACCCGGCGUACACGAGGCGCGUCGGAAGACAUUUACGCGCUCACCAACUCGGGUCGCCAUGUGGAAACAGUCGAACGAGGUACACAUAGCCCAGAGGCCGAAGUAAUACGACCAAAUCGCCGCGGAUCUCGCUCAUCGAAGCAGGUCCCCACAGUUAUGGAGGAGGAUGAAGAUACUCAGGAGAAGCAGGAAGAGUAUAUUGAAGAGACCACGGAUAUCAAAGGCUCUCAGAUCGAGAUUAUGGAAAGUGCGCACGCCAGCUUCGAAGAAGGGCCCAUAUCCGCCGGGGAUGGCCUGCAGGGAGCGGCAGAUGCUGACGAGGGAUUUGUGCCCGAGUCUGAGAACGAAGAUGCUGAGCACGAAGAUGAUGACGAUGAAGACGAGGGCCCAGUAACCCGGAGAAGAACUCGUCCAAAUAGAGGCCAGCAAAUUGAGGAGCCCGAGCAGCCAGAUGAAGAAGAAGCCUCGGGGCCUCGUCGCUCCAGCCGAAAAAAGCCGAAGAGUUCUCAACGGAAACGAUCAAACGAUGAGGAGAGCGACUUUGAACCCGAAGAAGAAGACUCAAACGAUGAUGAUGAGGUAUCCCAGACCGGAAAAUCCAACGGCUCUCCCCGUAAAGCCAGUCAAGCACGCGAUGAUGAAGAGGACAGCACCGCCGGCCGGCGUCCUGGUCUUCGCAAAAGGGCGUCUCGAUCUCGUGGGCAAUCCGAAGCGGCAGCUGAUAUUGCAGAGGAACUCGCCGAAGAGCUUGAGGAUCUGAGGGGUGGUCGACCUCGUAGAAGGUUGCAGGCGGAUAUUGUGUAUGAAAAACCUCGGCGCAGCCGCAAGGAUGUGGAUUAUCGAAUCAUACGACCGGAUCUAAUUCUACCGAUUGAAGAAGCUGAGAACGAGGUCAAUGAGUCUCCCUCGCGCCGUGGUGGCCGCGGGGGUGGAGGCGGCAGUAGCUGGCAACGCACCCUAUUCCCGACAUAUGGGCCUUUCGGAGGCGGCGGCCCGGCUGCAAUUCUGGCUCCACCGGGAGCACCUGCUGCGACUGGAGGCGUUGACAGUGAUAGCAGCGAUGAUGAAGGGUUGCAUCACCCGCGUGGCUCUGUUGCCGGUGUAGGGUCCGCUCUUGGGCCACAUGGCGCUGGUCUUCUCCCCGGCCAGACCCAAACACACGACGCUACACAGGGUCUCUCAGGGACACCGGCAAACCUGGGCAAAGUCAAGGAUAAACAGGCGCUUGCGGAUGCAGACCCGUUAGGAGUGGAUAUGAGCGUCACUUUCGACAGUGUUGGAGGCUUGCAGGGACAUAUUGAUCAGUUAAAGGAAAUGGUGUCUCUUCCUCUGCUAUACCCGGAGAUCUUCCAGCGUUUCCACAUCGUGCCGCCUAGAGGAGUUCUCUUUCACGGUCCCCCUGGAACGGGUAAAACUCUUCUGGCCAGGGCCUUGGCGAACAGUGUCAGUUCCGAGGGCCGUAAAGUCACAUUCUACAUGAGAAAAGGAGCUGAUGCGCUAAGCAAAUGGGUGGGUGAGGCUGAAAGGCAGCUGCGACUGCUAUUCGAGGAAGCUCGUAAAACACAGCCUAGCAUUAUCUUUUUUGACGAAAUUGACGGUCUGGCUCCUGUGAGAUCAAGCAAACAGGAACAGAUCCAUGCGUCUAUUGUCUCUACUCUACUAGCGUUGAUGGAUGGUAUGGAUGGCCGUGGUCAGGUCAUUGUUAUUGGUGCCACUAAUCGACCGGACUCGAUUGACCCUGCUCUACGCCGUCCGGGUCGUUUUGAUCGAGAGUUCUACUUUCCCCUACCGAAUUCCGAAGGUCGGCGCGCUAUUCUCGACAUCCAUACUAAGGGCUGGGAUCCGCCUCUUCCAGGACAUAUAAAGGAUGAGCUGGCUGAGAUCACCAAGGGCUAUGGAGGAGCCGACCUUCGUGCUCUUUGCACAGAAGCCGCCCUGAACGCGGUACAAAGAAGAUACCCCCAGAUUUACAAAUCCGAUAAGAAGCUUCUUAUCGAUCCGAAGAACAUCAAUGUCACCCCGAAGGACUUCAUGCUCGCCAUCAAGAAGAUGGUCCCAUCAUCGGAGAGGUCCACUUCAUCUGGCGCCUCGCCACUCCCUAAGGAAGUUGAAUCCUUGCUUCGUCAUCCUCUGGCGGACAUUAGAGCUCUGCUCUCCGAAAUCCUUCCACAAAGAAAGCGGCUUACUGCUCUGGAAGAAGCACAAUUUGAGGAGCCCGAGGGCGCUGGAAGCUUCCAAAGCGAGCAGAUGCAGCAAGAAUUCGACAGGUCGCGAGUUUUCAGGCCCAGGAUGCUGCUUCGCGGACUAAUGGGCAUGGGCCAACAGUAUCUGGCGGCUGCCAUUUUGCAUUACUUUGAAGGACUGCACGUGCAAUCGUUCGAUUUGCCUACUCUCCUCAGCGAUUCGACUCGGUCUCCGGAAGCAGCUGUCAUACAGCUGUUUGCAGAGGUCAAGAGGCAUAGGCCAAGUGUGAUUUACAUUCCCAACAUAGAAACUUGGUCCGAAACUGUUGGGCAAGCCGUGCUCUCCACCUUCUUGGGUUUGCUGCGGUCGAUCCCUCCCACCGAUCCUGUCUUGCUACUCGGAGUCCAGGAGCUGACUGGUGACGAACCGGACACCGGGUUGCUACGGCAAAUGUUUGGGUUCUCCAAGAGAAACUUCUACGACCUGAAAGCGCCAGGAAAUGAAGCGCGGUACGAGUAUUUCAGCAAGGUGGUUGAGUACAUCAAAACCUCGCCAGCGCAUUUUCCGGAUCCUGAAAACCGUAAGAAGAGGGAACUCGAAACUCUGGAGGUUGCACCUCCGCCUCCAACAAAACCCGCAACGCCGCUCACCAAGGAGCAGCUAAAAGCCCAGAAAAAGAAAGAUCACCAAACGCUGAAUCUUCUGAAGAUUAGAAUCCAGCCUAUCAUGGAUCAGAUCAAGAAGUACAAACGGUUCAGAACCGGUGUGAUCGAUGAGUCUCAGAUCCGGUACCUCUGGGAAGAAGAGGAUCCGAACACCGUCACAAGCGAUCUACCGAUUGAACAGCGGACUACUUUCCGGCCGUUCGAGAAGGCUUAUGACAAACACGGCGUCCCGGGACUCUGGGAAACCGUGUCGGGUAAAUUCUUUUACAAUAUGGAAAUCGUUACCAUCGAGAAGCGCCUCUCCAAUGGAUAUUACAAACGGCCCAGCGACUUCCUGGCGGAUAUAAAACGACUGGCCAAAGAUGCACGACAAACUGGCGAUCAAGAGAGAAUCUUGAGGGCCAACGAGCUUCUGUCUAACGUUGAAGUUGAUAUUUCCACCAUCGAGCAGGCUGAACCGCAGCUCGUCGCAGAAUGCGAGAAUGUCUACAUUCGGGAAUUGGAAAGGGAGAAGCUCGCAGCUGAAAAGGCUAAGAGGGCCGAGGAAGCGGAAAAGGGAGGCUUUUUGGGUCAUACAGCGAACCAUAAUGUACCGCAUGGUAAUACUGAGUCCGGUCCUUCGAGUGGCCCUGUGGUGUUAGGCGAGACAUUCCCCGCCCUCCCUCCCAAAGAACAGGUCAGACCGGUGACACCGACACGGCAAUCAACGGCAAGCUUCUUGACAAAUGGCUACCAUCAAAGCGGAGGCUCAGAUCUUAAUGAUCUAAGCGGCCAUGGACCGACAAGCAACGGUUCACAUGAGUCGAGGCCAGAUGGGGACGGCGAUGUCUACAUGACUAAUUCGGAAGAUCACUCGGGCACAAGAGACACACAGGGCAGUUCAUUUGGGCCAUCUGCACAACCAAAGCCACCAUAUUCCCACACAGCGCCUUCCCAGCAGAUACGACGUGAAUCAGGUCUCUCAAGCUUCUCGCAGAAGGGGCCAAUGACCCCAAUGGCUCCGGGAUCUCAGCCACACGAUUAUACCAACGAAGCUUCAACUACGCAGACAACUUCAGGCCAAAAAUCGUCGGAUCAAUCAUCUCUCCGACCAAACUAUACGCAAAGUCCCAUAGUAGGUCAAGCAAUAAGGCACGAUUUCCCUGACCUUACCCAGUACCCAGACCGGGUGGGAUUAGAAGAGCAUCUACCAGACACACAGCAAGGUGACAGCAGCCAGCCGUCACCAAGGCCCCGUGAUUCCCUCCCCGGAAACGCAGAUUCGCAGCCCGAACACCUUGUGAAUGGCAGUCAGUCGCAACCAAAAACACAACCACCCGUGCCUCUUUUCGAUGAAUCGACGAAGCCGUCAUCUCAUCCGCCAGCUAAUCUCCAUUCGAUACUGAACGAUGAGGACCGCUCACCAAAGCUAAUUGUGGACCUUGAGUACGUCCAAAAUCUACACGAGCAGCUCACCCAGCGGACGAGUGGUUGCUCGGUGGAGCAGCUUGAGCAGAUCAACACUAGCCUAAUGGAUUAUCUGUGGCGCACGCGGGGUGAAUGGAACCGCAGCAAAGUGGCCGCUGGCAUCCGGGACUCAUUCAAUGAGAUCCUCGAAGACAUGCAGGCAAUGCAAGAUAUUGGCCCUAUCAGUCAAAGGACGAAGGACCAGUUGGGUUCAUCAUUCGAACACCUCGCUGCAAAGGCUUUACACGACACCCAGCCACGAUAUUAUGACCCCAGCCUAAAUACUCCCCGCCAACAGUUAAACUCCGUUCGAUCGCUAUUCCAGGACAACCAUAGUUGUCCUAUACAACGCCAUGGUAAAUUGGCUCAGUCUCGCCGUACCGUUCGCCUACCUAGCGUCCUGAUCGGCUCCCUAGCAACCUUCUCCUCAUUAUACCGCAAGCGCAAAGCCCAAAAGGCGUACUCUCUAGAACCAUGGUUCCCUGCUCACCUGCAACGAGAUAUCUACUUCUCCCUUCUUCACAUUGACCCGCCUGCCACCUCUUCUAAGGAGAAGAAGGCGCCCGCUGUACCUGAGUCGGUGCUUAAGGCUGCGCUUUUAAGACGUGCAGAGGAAGAUAUCAAGCGGGUUUUGGCCCUGCGUAGUCAGAAGCAGGCUUUAUCUGUGCUGCUUCAGCGCGGUAGUGUGGGUGAUGAUCUGUGGCAACGGUUUCAGAGGGCGGAGAAGGAGAUGGAGGAUGAGGUUCGCGAUGUUGUUUCUGAGGCCAACGCAUAUGUACCCGGUUGGGGCCAAACGAUUUUCCAGUCUGCCAAUGAAAUGAUGAACAACACCCUCUACCGCGAGCGCAUCGCUGAACAGCAGGCUAAGCUGGACGAGGAGCGUCAAUGGUGGGAAAAGAGGAGAGCCAGCAUCAAGGAAGGCUUCAUGAAGGAAUUGGACGCCGAGGACUCUACUUCGACCGCACCUUCACAGAAAACCGAAGCUCCGACCGACACGACUCCUACCACGACCAGCAACUCCACCCCUGCAACAAAGACCCCCGAGUCAUCUGGUGCGCCGUCCUCCGUAACUGGAAGCGAUGACGAUGCUGUUUUGGUCGAGGCUGAUGAGCAGGCUGGGAGUCCAGCGUCCCAAAGCAAGAAGAAGAAGAAGGGCAAGAAAUAAUGGUUUCACGCUCGUGUUUCUCUCUCUUCGAUUUUAUUCAUGCAUUAAAAGAUACUCUUACACUUUUUCCAUCAUACGCAUCUGUACUUUGUGCUCAAUAUAACUUGGUGUUAAAAGAGAGACAAGUGGUGUU
Molecule: messenger RNA, 6100 nt
Organism: Aspergillus nomiae NRRL 13137
Lineage: Eukaryota; Fungi; Ascomycota; Eurotiomycetes; Eurotiales; Aspergillaceae
Product: chromatin segregase YTA7
Exons: 5
Coding region: 1-5967 (1988 amino acids)
Biological process (GO): post-translational protein targeting to membrane, translocation; positive regulation of transcription by RNA polymerase II
Cellular component (GO): nucleus; Sec62/Sec63 complex
Molecular function (GO): ATP hydrolysis activity; histone binding; ATP binding
Source: RefSeq, a predicted model, not a curated record